Messenger RNA from Trichoderma atroviride IMI 206040, 723 nucleotides. The record is from RefSeq and is a predicted model, not a curated record. NCBI's taxonomy places the organism in Eukaryota, Fungi, Ascomycota, Sordariomycetes, Hypocreales, Hypocreaceae.
UGGUUCUCAAGCUGCAGCUCUGUACAGAUAGAAUAGAAUAUAUAUUUCUUUCUUGGCGACUCUUAUAUACAUGUGUGUUGCGUAUUGGCGAUUUGUGAUGAAAUACGCUGGCGAUUACGAAUACGCACGGCAAAGCGCUGCCCCAUCUGAGCUGAUCCGGAUCGAUCGCGCCCGGGGACUAAUUUGAGUUGCUGGACGAGCUCUCAUUGGGUCGACUUUCAGAUCCACAGCUUCCGCGGCGACCGGAUAAUGCGUUCGUUGAGACUUGACUCAGAGACGGGAAAGAAGACAUCAGUGAUGAUGGCACUGCUUCGAUCAACGUGAUGCGUAGUCUGUGGUAGACUUUGAGCUUCAGACUUCAACAAAUCAUUGUGAAACUGACAUGGCCCGUUGGCCAGCAGCUUCACAUCCCGUUAUUCAACAGCUUCACUACGCCAAUCUUGCUACACACCUAAGCCAAGGCAAUGAAUGGAUGAUCGUAUACAGUUACGCCUUUGCAGUUCUACUGCUGAUGCUGCAGAUACAUUGUCUGGCACACGCGCCAAUUGACGAGAGAUACAUGCAAGCUGUCUAGUUUUCUAUGGACAACACUAAGAAAUUGCUACGUCGACGAUGUACCUCUUCUCUAAGCCGCGCCUCUGCCUACCCUAGAGUUGGAUUUCUUUCGAAAAAAAAAAGUAGGGAAGACGCGCCUGCGCCUACCCUAGAGUUGAAAAUUUUUCC